CGUCAAAUUUGACAGAUAGUUAAUUGCUUCGGAACUCGGGUUUCGACUUUGGACUUGCGGAUAUUAUCGUUUUUUUAGCCAAUUAAACAUUACAUGGUUUUGCGAUGACGCAAAAUUCGUAAAUUUGCAUUGAAUUCAUGUGAAACACAUAGUUUUAAGUGAAGAAAGCCAUGUUCAAUCCGGCAGUAACAGUUCGUCGUCUCGAUGUUUUGAUACGGAUUAUGAGCCAUCGAAAAGCAAUCUUAAGUGCGAAUCCUGUCCGAGCGUAUUCUAGCGAAGAUAAAGUGACUAUAGGAGAUGUAACUAAGGAUAUCAAAGUGCCUAAAAAGAUCGAAUAUGUGCCUAGAAAAUACUUGACAAUAGAGAGUUCCGAAAUCAAACUCCUAUCUCAAAAUACACUCCGGAACUUAAGAUGGAUGAUGCAGAAAGACUCUCUUGGGCAGGAUAUGUUCCUACUUGGCAGGCCUGGCCCAACAAGGAGGAAAAUAGCACUCCAAUACUUGGAACUGACUCAAAGAGAGCUCGAGUAUGUGGCUCUCUCACGAGACACCACAGAGGCCGACCUGAAGCAGAGAAGAGAGAUCCAAAGCUCCACCGCCAAGUACUUUGACCAGAGCGCCGUCCGCGCAGCCGUCGAGGGUCGGGUGCUGGUCAUCGAAGGCAUCGAGAAGGCGGAGCGAAACGUGCUGCCUGUCCUCAAUAACCUUCUGGAGAAUCGGGAGAUGCACCUGGAAGAUGGCAGGUUCCUGGUGCCGGCUGCUAGAUAUGACAAGCUUUUAGAGGAACAUGGCGCGGAAGAAGUGUCAAAAUGGCGGCUGGUACGCGUCGACGAGAACUUCCGCGUGAUCGCGCUAGGCUUGCCCGUGCCGCGCUACAGCGGGCAGCCGCUCGACCCGCCGCUGCGGUCCCGCUUCCAGGCCAGAGAUGUCGCUACCAUCGGGUUUGGGGAUCAUCUCAGCGUGCUCAAAGAGGAAUGUCCUCACGUAGAUUCUGUGAAGCUGGAGCAACUCCUGUCUGCUGCGUACGCGCUCAUCAGCCCUGAACUGCAGCAAGUCAGCUUGCCAGACUUCCCCAUCGACAGCUUGCAAGCCGCCGCAAGGAUACUGGAAAGAAAUCCAAGCAUUCCAGUCCACAAAUUGCUGUACCUCCUAUAUCCAUACAAUACCUUCCUGACUCGAGACCAUGCGAAGAACGUGGAAGCUGUUCUAAAGAAUUUGAACCUGGAUAUCAAGCCUAAAUGCGACACAGUAUUACGAGGUGUCGAGUACAAGGGAAAUGAGGCCUUAGUGACUAUGGAUGUUAAUGGGAUUAAGAGCCAGUUUGGUGUGCCUUGUGGUGGGAGAAGUCAGAAAGGGUUGAGAGAGAAAGGUGUGGUGAAAACAGCGUAUCAGAGUGAGUUGCUGAAUGAAUUGCUGCUGAGUCAUAGCGUUGGAGACUUUUGUAUUGUGGGUCCAAAAGGCUGCGGCAAGAGUCUGCUAGUUACACAAAUCGCAUCCUUAUUGGGCUACACAAUAGAGCCCAUAGUUCUGUACCAGGACAUGACGGCUCGAGACCUGGUGCAGCAGAGAACUACCCUGGACAACGGAGACACGGUGUGGAGGAAUUCAGCUCUUGUUGACGCGGCUUUGAAGGGCCAUAUGGCGGUGUUGGACGGAUUGCAUAGGAUACAUGCUAGUACAUUAGCCGUGUUACAUAGACUAGUCCACGACAGAGAGUUGCAACUGCACGACGGUACGAGGCUGCUCCGCCACGACAGAUACGAGGCGCUUCUGGCCUCGGGGCUCACGGCGCAAGAGCUGGACGACAGCGGCGUCAAAAUGAUACACCCUGCUUUUAGGUGA
Ostrinia furnacalis (Asian corn borer) is the source of this 1841-nucleotide messenger RNA. RefSeq names its product von Willebrand factor A domain-containing protein c12.2 (gene c12.2). The record is from RefSeq and is a predicted model, not a curated record. The transcript is spliced from 9 exons. The coding region runs from base 171 to 1841 and encodes 556 amino acids. Gene Ontology annotation, molecular function: ATP binding; ATP hydrolysis activity. NCBI's taxonomy places the organism in Eukaryota, Metazoa, Arthropoda, Insecta, Lepidoptera, Crambidae. Gene Ontology annotation, cellular component: cytoplasm.